AUGUACACCAGCGACAGCGAGGCCCCUGAUGGGUUUCACAAGGAAAGAGCUUCUGGGGAAAGAAAUCAGAGUGCGGAUAGCCUAUUUCAGCAGCAUACAACUGGAGUAGGUUCCGCAGCUUAUCGGCAGGGGAGAGACAACGUGACCCGCCAGUCCAAGCUAACGUCUAUGGAUCCUCAGCAUGUUCAGAAUAGAGAUGACCAGUUCGUCUGGCCCUGGAUGGGUGUUCUGGUCAAUGUACCUACUGAAUGGAAAAAUGGGCGCCAUGUUGGAGAGAGUGGGAACCGGUUGAAGGAGAGGCUCUCGUGCUUUUGCCCUCAGAAGGUUAUUCCUUUGUGGAAUUAUAGAGGCCACACAGGGAAUGCUAUUGUUGAAUUUGGAAAAGACUGGAUUGGCUUCAAUAGCGCGCUUGCCUUUGAAAAUCACUUUGAGUCAGAAGGAUAUGGCAAGCUGGAUUGGAAGAUGCGCAAGCAUCGAGGAUCAGAGAUGUUUGGUUGGAUUGCAAGAGCUGAUGAUCAGAAGUCUCCAGGGCCAAUCGGAGAAUAUCUUCAAAAAAAUGGUGACUUGAAAACUAUCUCUGAUGUUGAGGAUGAAGAAACACGCAAAACCGACAAACUGGUAGCUAAUCUAGCUGGCGAGAUUGAGCUAAAGAGAAGGCACGUGGAAGAACUUAAAUGCAAGUACAAUGAGACGACCACCACACUUGACAUGAUGAUGGAGCAAAAGGAUCAGAUCCUCCGUGAAUACACUGAAGAAAUACACAGGAUGCAGCAAAUUGCUCGUGCCCAUUCACAGAGGAUAAUUGAUGAGAAUCAAAAGCGACGUUCAGAACUGGAAUCCAAGAUGCAGGACCUUGACUCAAGAUCCAAGCAGCUCGACGAGUUAGCUGCCCGUAGUGUCUCUGAUAGAAGGAAACUUGAGCACGAGAAGGAAAAGAACGGUGUUAAAACAAAUCACCUGAAGAUGGCAACACUGGAGCAACAGAGGGCUGAUGAAAAUGUGCUCAAGCUUGUGGAAAAACACAAGUUGGAGAAACAAGCCGCUCUAGAUAAGAUUAUCAAGUUGGAGCAGCAACUGGAUGCCAAGCAGAAGCUCGAGUUAGAAAUAAAACAGCUUCAGGGUAAAUUGGAAGUAAUGAAGCAUAUGCCAGGUGAGGAAGAAUCUGAAUCAAAGAAGAAAAUAGAUGAGCUCAGUGAGGAGUUACAAGACAAGUAUGAUGAAAUGGAUGGAAUGGAAUCGCUCCACCGUACUCUGCUUAUCAAGGAACAGAAGAGCAACGAGGAGCUGCAAGAUGCUCGGAAGAAGCUGAUAUAUGGUUUGCAGAAUAUUACAACUGGCCGAGCAAAUAUUGGCAUUAAAAGGAUGGGCGAGCUUAAUCUGAAAUCAUUUGUAGUCGCUCUCAAGAGUAAAUUUUCAAUAGAAGAUGCAGAAGUUACUGCUGCCAUACUUUGUUCAAAGUGGCAGGCUGAGAUUGAAAACCUAGAAUGGCACCCUUUUAGGGUUGUUAUGGUUGAUGGAAAAAAAAUGGAACUUCUCUCUGAGGAUGAUGAGAAGCUUCAUGCUCUGAAGGAAGAGUAUGGUGAAGAAGUGUAUGCUUUGGUAACGAAGGCGCUUCUUGAACUUAACGAGUACAACCCGAGUGGCCGCUGUGCUGUACCAGAGCUGUGGAAUUACAAGGAGGGACGCAAAGCUACACUGAAAGAAGUCUUCCAGUACGUCCUGAGACAGUGGCGGGCGCAUAAGAAGCGAUGAACUAGAUCCCUGAAGCACUGAACUAGGCAAGGUGUUGUGGUUUAGCAUUACCAUGUUACGACCGGGGCGGCUCUCGAUGAUGAGACAGCUAGAAUGUUUUGUACUCCACGAGUUUUGCUGGGUUAUUUUGUCUGUGGUGUAGUUUUGACGUGAGUGAUGCGCACUCGAGACUAUUGCAACGCGAGAUGUUGCAGCAGAUGCCAUUUCCAGGGUGCAAAUGAUGUCUGAAGCAGCACCUGGUAAUGUUGUUCUAGCAGACGAAGAUUUUGGUACGGCACAGUUGAUGUAGCAGCAUUACCUAAUGGGACAAAGCCUUUUUGAGAAUUGCUACCAUACAAGCAAGUAGGUCUGUUGGUAAUACUACCAUAAGUUGAACGGCUUAUGCCUCUGUUUUGAUUUUGA
This is a messenger RNA of Lolium rigidum, 2154 nucleotides long. RefSeq names its product factor of DNA methylation 1-like. The coding region runs from base 1 to 1752 and encodes 583 amino acids. Gene Ontology annotation, biological process: gene silencing by siRNA-directed DNA methylation. Lineage: Eukaryota; Viridiplantae; Streptophyta; Magnoliopsida; Poales; Poaceae. The record is from RefSeq and is a predicted model, not a curated record. The transcript has 7 exons.